UCCUGCCUAGCAUUUAUAAAAGUUCAAUUUUUCCGUUAAUUUGAGGUUGCAUCUUUUUGCUCUCGCAAGUUUAAAUUCUGACGAGUUGUAUUAUCGAAGAUAGACACGCCUGCGCCGUAUCGAUCCAAAAUUGACGGUCUUGUCUCCUCUGAAACCAACCGCAGUGCCCAAGUACAUAUCGGUUCAAUGAAUUUAUUACAUUUAGAACAUGGAAAAUUGCCUCUCUAAUAACAAUGCGUUGCUUUGGUCGGAAGUUCCUAAUCUGGUUAAGUUUAAUGUUCCUCUUUAUUCUGGUUGGUCGACUCUUGGUCAAUCGUGGAUUUUAUUUACCAAUACUGAUCAUUAGUACCAGCGAUAUCUUAAUACCGAAAAGUUAUUCAAGUUCUCAGCAAGAUGUGCAAACAGGAGCAUUUGCCUUCGCAGCGGGCAUGUACAUGGCGGGACUACAACCUAGGAACAGAAGUUUUUGCAGAUGGUACCACGGCCUACCGAAUAUGCUUUCGUAUCCGGCGUCCAAAGUCAGCUGGAGCCCUGAAAUCGGUGAGAAGAGCCCCUACAGAGUUCUACCGUUCAUAUUACGCGGAACCGAGGAGAGGAACAAGCUGCCUCAGGUGACCCUCUGCACGCACGCCACUGCAGAUCAGGUCUAUGGAAUUGUGGAAUUAGCUCGGAGAUGGGAAGGUCCAUUAAGCCUGGCCGUUUUCACGCCUGGUCUCGACGCUAAUAUCGCCGUUGCUCUCCUCGAUCGGGCCUGUCGAUGUGAACCUGAAAUGUACAAGGUUUCCCUAUGCACUCGCUCUCAAAACGGGUCACAAGUAGUUUCUGUACACCUGGUAUUUCCGGCGGGUCGUCCACCAGCUUUAGAACAGAUUAUUCAAGUUCAGGGUGAUUGUGCAGCGUCUGAUCUUCAGAAAGGAGAUGCAGAGACUGAAAGAAAGAAAAGAAGCAUGAUUUAUCCUAUUAAUGUAGCCAGAAACGUAGCUAGAGUUCAAGCAAACUCUAUUCGUGUUCUAGUAACCGAUAUCGAAUUACUACCUAGCCAGAAAUUAGCAUCUGGUUUUAUGGAAAUCGUCCGUGAAAGGCCACCAAAAUCCGGGAUUAUCUUUGUAGUACCAGUAUUUGAAAUAGAGUCGAACGAACUGCCGCCAUUAACAAAAAAAGAGUUGCUUUUAGCAACGAAGGCUGGUUUAGCUGUAUAUUUUCAUAGAUUUCUUUGCUCACAUUGUCAAAGAUUUCCUGGACUUGCUAGAUGGUUAAUUAGGCCUGAUCCGGGUAAGGUCAAACCUCUUAUUAUUACGAAAAGGGAAUAUCCAUAUCACAGAUGGGAACCUGUAUUCAUAGGGACGCAAAAUGAUCCCUUUUACGCUGAAGAAAUGUCUUGGGAAGGCAGACAGGACAAAAUGAGUCAGAUGUUCGAGAUGUGUCUUUUAAAUUAUCGACUAAUUAUACUCGACGGUGCCUUUUUAGUCCAUACACCGGGUAUUAAACGAAAAACAGCAAAAAUCAACGCAGCAAAACAAGCAUUUUUAAAGCCUCAUGAAAGGAGAAACGCUCGUAUCUACCAACGUAUAAUUAGACGUUUAUUGAAACAAUAUCCUACUAAUCGCAAAUGCGCACAUUAAUAUUUUUCGAUAAGAGAAAUCAGUAUUCAGAGAGAUUGCUUUUAAUGCAAGACUAAAAUAAACUAAGAUAUAGAAAUAGCUACAUAUGUACAUAUAUAUGUUGUUUGUUUAAUAAUUUAAUAUCGUUGUCUGUACUACGAUUUAAUGUAAAAAAUUGUUUUUAUAU
Molecule: messenger RNA, 1788 nt
Organism: Frieseomelitta varia
Lineage: Eukaryota; Metazoa; Arthropoda; Insecta; Hymenoptera; Apidae
Product: beta-1,4-glucuronyltransferase 1-like
Exons: 4
Coding region: 234-1622 (462 amino acids)
Source: RefSeq, a predicted model, not a curated record